AUGCCGAUACCCCUCAUAUUUUUGUUUCUUUCUAACCUCCUAGGUGCAUCGCUGGCAUCUAGUGCUGGCACUUUCCCUACAGAGCUGAUGCAGUAUCGUCAUCUGAAGGUUGCUAGGAGGCACGUAGACCUCCUCCAGAGAUCCAACGAGAUUCGUACAACGCGCUCGAUCACGCUGACCUACGCGGAAGAAAAUGGCUACCAAGCCGAUGAUACGGUCUUUGCAUCUCGAGUAAAUCUCAAAACCGAUCACGAGACAGUGUUGCUUGAGGACAUCGAUCAUCUUCUUGGCCUUGUAGAAUGUUCGGAGUCGACCAUGACUCUCGAGUUCCGUGAGAGCGCAUCCUUCGAGAAGGCUAAGAUCACCUGUGAGAGCUUAGAAGAUGGCUUGAUUGUCACAUCCCAUUCUACUUGUAGCGAGGUCGGAGCACAUAGUGCCUUCCGGGUCUUGGGGUUUAAGUCUGAAGACGACCGCGAUCGAAUUAUUCUGAGCGUGGAAACGACAACUUGGCAGAAAUCCUUCAAGUCUAUGAAGAUUGAGUUUGGCCACUCGCCUGAUCCACACAUGAUACAGAGACACGACCGUUUGCUUCGACGCCAAACAAAACCAAGUCAAGUGCAAUCCCUUGCGGCCAGUAUCAUACCCUCUGCAACCCCAACGGCUGAGUCAGUGACAUUCGACCUGGCAUUCGAAGCAAAAGAUACCACAUUCCAGUGGCCGGAGGGCGUCAGCAUCGGUCCCUCUUUACCAAUCACGGUCGGCUGCGAUAAAUGCACGACUACCGGGAAGUUGAUCCUUACACAAGGGGAAUUCGACAUAGCAAACCUGAGUGAGUUGACGGAGCAAGCGAUUAACGCGAACGAAGAAAUGGACUUCAUAAAGAGUGGAUUCUUUCAGCUCGAACUAAAUGGGUUUGAAGCCUCUAUUGGCUUGAAAGCUAGCCCUUCUGCAUCCUUAGAGUUUGCCUAUGAUCUCUUCCAACUUCCUGUGCUCGGAUUCAAGAUUCCAGGAUUUGGAGCAGCCGGCGUCUUAUAUACGCCACAGUUAAUCUUCGAAGUCACUGUCUCUGGGGGAAUUGAGCUGUUCUUCGGAUUCGAUGUCAAGGUUCCCGACCACUCCACUAUCCGUCUCGAUCUUGGACAAUUCAACAAAAGUGGGAUAACAGGCUUUGAUAAGACAACUGUGACUGCUCUUCCAUUUAAUACGAACGCAUCCGACAUUCAGCUCAGCAUGCAGGCUGGACUUCGCCAAUUCAUACCUCUUGGCGUUAGCUUUCUGGGAGGUGACAUCAAGUUACUUGGUGGUCCAUAUGUGGACUUGCCAUUUAUCAACACCACAAUCACCCAACUCGCCACCGAUCAAUUCGAUGCAGACUGCAAAUCUGGCCAGGGUAAAACAGACACUAAGUUUAAAAACGCUUUCAAGAAUCUCACUCAUAUUGAAUCGAACAUGGGUCUGGGUGUCGGCUUCGAGUUUGAGGCAGAGCUCAAGCUUCUUCCCGAUCAUGCUUACGAUUUUCAGCUCUGGAGCACUGCUGCUCCUCUGGCGACGCAAUGCCUCGCGUUUCAGACCGGUGGAAAAUCAACAGGCCUAACCGUUGCUACAGCAGCGCUAGCAAGCAUCACAAAGAACGCCGCGAGCCGGCUAUACACUCCUUCGAGUGAGCUCCCUGGUUUCCUCAACCUCUACAGCCAAUUUGCCAUCUUGGGACUGUGCACGUUUACUGCAGUGUUUGCCGUUUUGUAA
This is a messenger RNA of Lindgomyces ingoldianus, 1746 nucleotides long. RefSeq lists its product as uncharacterized. The transcript is spliced from 5 exons. The record is from RefSeq and is a predicted model, not a curated record. The coding region runs from base 1 to 1746 and encodes 581 amino acids. Lineage: Eukaryota; Fungi; Ascomycota; Dothideomycetes; Pleosporales; Lindgomycetaceae.